UCUGUGCAGAGCUCCGGGGUCGGAAGCUCUCUUUUAAGAGGGCAACACUUGCCGGAAGUCAGGGUGGGAAAUACGAAACGCGGCGAUUUCGACAUGAGUUUCCUCAGUGUCCUACGUCUGUUCCUGGAAGGAAAAUGGAAACAUUUUCCUGUUAUGAUGUGCCCAUCUCUGUACCACUCUCUGCAUAUGUCCUGCUGUCAGAGAAAAUCCAUAGCCCCAGUGAAGAAAACAGACUUUGUCUCAGUCUCAUCAGAUGAGAGCUUAAAAGACACUGGGAAAAGAUUGGAAGAUCUUUACUCUUCUGAAGAGAAAUCAGCUAUUUUGCAGGUGCUCAACACAGCAUCUGUCAAUGAACUUGGCGCUUUCACAUUUCUUCGAGGAAGGAAGUCCAUCAACAUUGUAAAGCACAGGGAAAAACAUGGACCCUUUCAAGACUUGGAAAGCUUAAUGGAAGUGCCCUUGUUUCAGUAUAAAAGUACAGUGAAGGUGUGUGACUCAAUUCUUCAUCCAGAGUCCAAAGAGAAAAAGAAAGAGAAAAAAAUACUGGAAAACUCAUUAGGAAAGUUUGUCAGACUGGGAAUAGAAAGAAAAAAACUUAAGGCAGCUAAGAGUAUUGUCUCUAUUGUUUUUGGUAACGAAAGAAUUGCCUGGGCUCACCUUGAUAACACAGUAAUGGUUCUUGACUGGCGACAAGAAAAUAACUUUAAACUGAUGAAAGAAACAUACACGCCGGCUAUGUAUCUGAAAAUGAUUUCUUCAGUAGUUUCAAAAAUUCCUGAAGCAGAUUUUUAUAUUUUGGAAAAAAGAACCUUUUCUCUUCAGCAGACCACUCUGUUUCCUGUCACGUUACACUUCCACAUUGUGGAGGCCAUGCUGUAUUCCUUGUUAAACAAAACGUUUGCUCAAGAUGGCCAACAUCGGGUGUUGAGCAUGAACCGUAAUGUGGUGGGGAAGCAUUUUGAUUUGAUGCUUGGGACUAUGCGAACUAGUGGCAUGGCCUUGGUGCAGCAGUUUCUCUCAGAUUUCCCAAAGCAAGAAAAGCCCCGGGUCUCCUUUCCACUCGAGAACCUAGUGCGCUAUAGAAGCAUGAUGGAGACUGAUGGAAGAAAAAUAAAGGAAGAAUUGUGGGAUUCCCUGCUGCAAGCAGUGGCUUUCUAUGAACUUUUCAUGUUCGACCCUCAAUCAUAAAGCUUUUCUUGGGUGCAAGAUGGCACAGACAAUGGCUCUUAAACCUUGUCUUGCUCACAGCAUGAUGUAACAGAGCACUGGACUUGGAGUCUGAAAUCCUGUGUUGUACACUUUCUGUCUGGACCUGAACAAGUUUCCUUAGCUUCCUCAACUGUAUGGCCUCUAAUUCUAAACCCUUCUAACUCUAAAGCGAUGAUUCCCAGCCCACUGGCCUCUUAAGUUGGCAACAAAGAACCAUUCCUGGACCUCUAGUCAGGCCUUUGGGCCUCGGGAGUCUUCAGCUCUCCCACCCAUCAGGCCUCCAGCAGUCUGUAUCACCCUCUUCUUUGUUUCUUCAGGACAGGAAGUAGAAGAGGUAGGUACCUUGCACUAGUCUCUGUGGAUAGAGCUGGUAUCGUGACCUUCCUCAUACAAAGCUGGAAAAGCUUCAGGUUCUGCAAACUGCCAGGCAGAAACUCAGAGCCUCCUUUUGAGAACCAGCAGAUAUGAUCUCUGCUCUCUACUGGUUUUUUUCCCCUAAACCACACUGACCCCAGAAAAAUGACUUAUUUAUGAAACGAGAGUGGAUUGGACUAGUUCGGCGUUUAGGAACUUUUUAGAGAUCAUGGGCUCAAACUGUACUCUCAAGCCACCUGUGAGCCUCCUACAUUACCUCAGAUGGCAGAGAGAAGGAGGAGAGAGGAAGUGCUUGCAUUGGGUAGCUUGGCAGAGGGGCAGAGCAUGUGAAAAAUGACCUCAGGUAUAGUAGAAAAGGGGAGUGGAGCAGCCCCUUCUGGCAUGCCAGGGUAUAUGGGCCACAUUUUCACCAAUGCUAGACUAAUUCCUUUCCAGUAGUAAUAUUAAAAAAUUCCAAAUUAUCCUUGGCUCUUAUUGGCAGCAUUUUUAAGAUUGUGUAAUAUGCCUACCUUUUUGUCAAAGACUGAGAGAACAUGAUUAGUUGAAAUUGGGAUUUUUAGACGUCUACCUGCAAAGCUUUUACAUUUUUAGUGAUUGGCUAAAAAGUGAUGUCAGAUUAGUUAUUUAGAAUGUUUACUGAGAGUCCAGUGCUAAAGUUACCAAGAUGGUAGCUCUCCUUCCUUCUACUUGUCUGGCCUCUUAGAUGAUGGUGCAUAUGACAUAUGACCUUGCCCUUGCAAGCUGUGCCAUACGUGGUGUUACACUACAGGUUGACAAAAUGACAUGUAUUCUCAUUUGGGGUUUUUAAUGUUUGUGUCUCCCCAGGAAAUAUUGGAAUAAUAAAAGCUCCUACUCUCUGGUGACAAGCCCUAUUGUAUUUAAUUAUUUCUGCUUUCCUUUUGCCUGCCUCAGGGUUUGGGCUUUUUUAAAAGCCUUUACUAUCUGGUUCCUUGCUACCUUUCCAGUCUCCUUAUACUUUACUUCAUUCUAUGGACUCUGUGAUAGAGCACCCCUAGCCUCCCUGCCAUUGCAGAUAGGAAGCUGUCCUUGGAUUCAGAAAGACCUAGGUUUAAGUCUCCCACUUUGGGCUAUAAGAACAUUGGCAAAUCAAUUAGUUAGCCUCCCCUGCUCUAGGCUAGAAGUGUAAAACAACCUUUUGGCAAUAAUUUAGAGUAGUGAUGGCAAACCUUUUAGAGACAAUGCCAUGCCUUGUCCCCUACUGUGAACUGUGUCCCACCCCUACUGCGUGCCUUGCCCCUCCUCCCACCUUGUGCUAUGCUCCCUACAGUGUGCUGGAGAGAAGGAGGGGAGUGUCCCAAGCUCUCUGCUCAGGAGAGGGAAUAAGUGUGCUUCCAUUGGGCUGCUGGGCAGGGGGGGAGGGGGGGGAAGGAAGCAGCUCCACCCAAGUCCCUCUGCCUUUCUAAUAACUAACUGGUGGUCAACUGCAUAUGUGCCCACAGAGAGGGCUCUAUGUGCCAUCUUUGACACAUGUACCAUAGGUUUGCCACCACAGCUCUAGAAUGUCAAGGAACAAGAUUAAAAUAUAAUUGGGAAAUAUUUAACAAGAUAAAUACAAAUACAAUAAGACAUAGAUAAUGUUAAUGCCUAUCAUUUGAUCUUUUGCAUUUGUCAUCACUCACAGAUUUAAUUUCUUACAUCACCAUUUCACUGUUUCUUAUCUGUUUUCUCCUAAUUUUAACAGCCAUCUGUCUUUCACUAUUUUCUCCCAUCUCCAUGUACCAAACUACAUACAUUAUAAUCCUGGCUUCAUAAUUCUCUUCUAACCAUAUCUACAUAUUUGGGUUUAGUCUCUGAUUUUAUAGCUUCUCUCAUUUGCUGCAAAUCUGUUGCAUGUUGAGUGGAUUUUAACGUACAAUGAUCACAACAAGUGGGCUUUUGCUUAUGUAUUUUACUUUUGUGCUUUUGUUGUUACUAACUUCAUACUUCUUUUUUAGAAAACAGUCUUUGAUCAGGUAUCCUGUCUUAUGGCAGAAAAAAUCAUUGCCUAGUCUGUCUCUGCAUUGUUCUUGGCUUAUAAACAGGUUUUGGGUAUGUCCUAACAGUAUUCAACUUUUUAAUUUCUUCAAUUUCUUUGUCUCUUAAAUUUUUCUGUGAUUCUUCCAAUUUUUGCUAUAAAUCUGCCACCUGUUUACUUUGAUCUGUGUGACUCUCAAAUAUAUAUGAUGUACCCUCUCAUAAUUCAAUUAAACUCAGUGUCAUAUUUAGGAAAA
Messenger RNA from Monodelphis domestica (gray short-tailed opossum), 3815 nucleotides. RefSeq names its product transcription elongation factor, mitochondrial (gene TEFM). Gene Ontology annotation, molecular function: nucleic acid binding; DNA polymerase processivity factor activity. Lineage: Eukaryota; Metazoa; Chordata; Mammalia; Didelphimorphia; Didelphidae. The record is from RefSeq and is a predicted model, not a curated record. Gene Ontology annotation, cellular component: mitochondrial nucleoid. Gene Ontology annotation, biological process: mitochondrial transcription; transcription elongation by mitochondrial RNA polymerase.